CCAGCCUUCGGGUCGGUUUCACCUGUGAGAUCACAACAGUCUGAAGGGAGUGGCUGGCGUCAGGAGUGGAAUUUCACUUCCUGUGUUUCACAGAGCUGUAUUUGAGAGGAGUUCUGAGGAUUCCUUCUAAAUAGACAAUGACUUUAUCUAAAAGGAGAGGCGCGCAUGCGCUUGUUUUUUUAUUUCUUUGGGUAAACUCUUCUUUUAGCCAGGACACGGGUGAGGCGUGCUUAUCCAACUUCAAGAAAGGAAAGGAAGAUUUUGUUCUCGAUACCGAUGAGUCGGUGAAACACGGGGCCACGUUCAUCACUGCGCCCAAAGUGUCUCAGGAGAAGGAGUGCGUCAACGCCUGCUGCAAGGAACCAAAGUGCAACCUGGCUUUCAUGAAGAGAGGAGAUGAGGAGAAUGGUCCGAUCGAGUCCUGCUUCCUGUUCGACUGUCUGUACAAAAACAAAUACGUCUGCCGCUUCGUGAAACAGCAGGGAUUUACGAGUUACAUCACGAAGUCAGUGUAUACCAGCUACAUCAGUGUUGAACCCAGACCAACAAAAGUUGAUACUCCACCAGAGGCCAAUGCGGGUUUCGACCUGGUCGUCCAGCCGGGUGAAACUGUGACACUGAACGGCUUCCAGAGCAAAGAUGACCAUACUAUAAAGUCUUUUCAGUGGGAUAUGAUCACUGAAUAUCCUCAUGCUGUCUUAACGAAAACCAACCUUCCCGACCAGCUUCUUGUUUCCAAUUUGACAUCUGGGAGAUAUAAGUUUAAGCUGACUGUCACUGACAGCAUUGGUCAGACCGAUUCAACCGUCCUCACUGUCCUGGUCCUCACCCCACAGGAGUCGGAGCAUCACUGCAUGGCUCCAAAGAAAGUCGGGCCGUGUCGUGGAUCUUUUCCUCGCUGGCACUACAACGCUGCCUCCCAAAAAUGUGAGCAGUUCAUAUUUGGAGGCUGCAGGGAGAACCGGAACAAUUACCUCUUGGAAGAAGAGUGCAAAUUUGCCUGCUCUGGCUCACACAGCACAGGACCAGGUAGUCGUGGAGUUUUUCCAACAAAACCAGUCUCCAACUCAGAAAAGUGUGGAAGUCCUUGCAGUCCGGGACAGUUCACCUGUGCCAACAGUUGCUGUCUGGAAGAAGGAUACGAAUGUGACGGUAUCAAUCAAUGUUCAGAUGGCUCAGAUGAAGUAAAGUGUGAAAAAUUGACAAGGGGAUUUAGUAGGCUUUUGGAUAUUCAGAUAAAUGAAAAGAAAGCUCGUUGCACCGCUGUUGUCGAGACAGGAACGUGCAGAGACACUCAAACAAUGUGGUACUAUGACCCCUACAAGCAGAAGUGCUUCCGCUUCAACUAUGGUGGUUGUGAAGGAAAUGAAAACCGGUUUGACUCCCAGGACAAAUGCAAGACAACUUGCACGGGAAUAACAGAGAAAGAUGUCGUCUUCAGUCCAGACAUGUUUGAGAGAAGUACAGGUGGUUCCAACAAUGGAACAAUCAUAGCUAUUAUCUUGGGUGUUGCCAUUGCCGUCAUGCUUGUUGUUCUUGGAUGUUGCUGCUACAAGUAUAGAAAUAAGAAAGGAAAGAAAGGAAAUGAUCAGCUCGAUGCACCUAACCCCUGGGGUGGUGAAACUUCUCGACACAUCUACAAGGACUAGCUGACAAAGCCUGCUUGAGCCCCUGGACCUUGUUUUUGACCUUCGUUCUCUUAAGGACUGACUCAAAAGAUGGAUCACAAAAAGAACAAGCUCAGGUUGAUGAGAGAUGCAUUUCCUUGUUUUUUUUAGUGUGAAAUGUAUUUUAGGGUGAAAUACACAGCACAGAAGCCAGAAAGUCUUCACUGAGAAAUGUGAUGUUUUUGCUUUUAUUCUUCUGCUUAUUUGAUUUACUCAAACUAUUAAAACAGAGGUUUGUCACUGGACCUUGUAUUUUGCAGGCAUUUCCCAUUUAGUUUCUUUUAAAAUUAUCAACAGUUUUUAAAUAAUUUUUUUAGAACAAUAGCUUGAAAUCUAGAAUUUGUUUUUAUUUUAAUUUUUUUUUUUUUAAUGUUACUUCAAAAUGAGAUUUCUGCCAAGUCAGUUGUCUUUUCAGUCAAAUCUAUUUUGGGAAGGCUAGUAGAUGUCCUAAAUAAUACUGAUCUUUUGGAGACAGUUUCUGCUUUUUUUUUUUUUUUUAUCUGCUUCAACAGACUGUUGUUACAAAACUAAAUAAAAGCAACUCAUAAUGUUAUACAUAUUCAUAGAACUUUAUAGUCAAAUCAUUUUCUUGGUUGAUAUUUAGCCAUAAAAAUGCAUUCAAUGUUUCACUCUUUGAAUACGUUUAUCAUUUUAAGUCACUUACGCAUCACUGUGUUUUUCCUGUGUUUUAGCUGUAUUCUGGUAUUGAAACUGAAUAAAAAUGGACAAGACUUUCUAAUAGCCA
Messenger RNA from Oryzias latipes (Japanese medaka), 2412 nucleotides. Its product is annotated as kunitz-type protease inhibitor 1. The record is from RefSeq and is a predicted model, not a curated record. Gene Ontology annotation, molecular function: protein binding; serine-type endopeptidase inhibitor activity. Gene Ontology annotation, cellular component: plasma membrane. NCBI's taxonomy places the organism in Eukaryota, Metazoa, Chordata, Actinopteri, Beloniformes, Adrianichthyidae. Gene Ontology annotation, biological process: extracellular matrix organization; epidermis development; epithelium development.